Molecule: messenger RNA, 1651 nt
Organism: Osmia lignaria (orchard mason bee)
Lineage: Eukaryota; Metazoa; Arthropoda; Insecta; Hymenoptera; Megachilidae
Gene: Cda4
Product: chitin deacetylase Cda4
Biological process (GO): carbohydrate metabolic process
Cellular component (GO): extracellular region
Molecular function (GO): chitin binding
Source: RefSeq, a predicted model, not a curated record
GAAUCUGGAGAAACGAGUGUUGUGAAAUACGCGAGGCAAAAGAACUAAUUUAUCUUGAAUUGUACGGUGAAAAUCGAAAGGAAGAAUGAUGACGUUAAGAAGAAGUCGGUUCUUACUUUGCGCCGCUUUGAUUGUCGCAGCUUCGGGACAGAAAAAUGGUAAAAAGGAUGAAGAGAAGAAAGAUGAAGAAUUUAAAUGUCCUGAAGGCCAAGGUAACGGUAAUUUUGCAGAUCCAGCAACAUGUAGAAGAUUUUAUCAGUGCGUCGACGGUUAUCCAUACCUAAACAGGUGUCCAUCAGGAUUACACUUUGAUGACAUUAGUAAAUUCUGUACAUUUAAAAACGAAGCUCGAUGCGGUCCAAUCGCUACAACUCCAGCACCAGUGACCGAACCACCAACUGACUUAGCAGAAAAAUGUGACACAUCAGAAUGUCAAUUACCAUACUGUUUCUGCUCUAGAGAUGGUACAAUAAUUCCUGGUGGUCUUCAUCCAGAAGAUACACCACAAAUGAUAUUAAUGACAUUUGACGGGGCAAUAAAUCACAAUAAUUUUGAUCAUUAUCAAAAAAUAUUUAACACCGAUCGAUUAAAUCCAAACAACUGUCCGUUGAAAGGUACUUUCUUCAUUUCUCAUGAGUACUGUAACUAUAAUAUGGUUCAAAGUAUAGCACACGACGGACACGAAAUAGCAACUGAAACGAUAUCAUUGCAAAAGGGAUUAGAGGAUAAAGGGUACGAAGAAUGGGUUGGCGAGAUGAUAGGAAUGCGAGAGAUACUUAAAUCUUUUAGCAAUAUUUCAAUAAGCGAAAUUGUGGGCAUGAGAGCACCGUACUUAAAACCUGGAAGAAAUACUCAAUAUAAAGUAUUGGAAGAUUUUGGAUACAUAUACGAUAGCAGUAUUGGAAUUUCUCCAUUGAAAGUGCCAAUUUGGCCGUAUACGCUUGAUUACAAAAUUCCACAUGAAUGUAAAGCAGGCACAUGCCCUACUAAAUCUUUUCCAGGUGUGUGGGAACUACCUUUAAAUGCACAUUAUGUUGAAAGCUACGAAGGAGGGCAUUGUCCUUACUUAGAUCAAUGUGUACUUCACAAUCAUGAUCCUGAAGAAGUUUUCGAAUGGUUACAAGAAGAUUUUAAUCGUUAUUACGAACAGAAUAGGGCUCCAUACAUGAUGCCUUUCCACACUAACUGGUUUCAAAUAAAGGAACUCGAACGAGGUUUAUCAAAGUUCCUUGAUUGGGCGGUUACAUUACCUGAUGUGUACUUUGUAACAGCUACACAAGCACUUACGUGGAUAACCGAUCCAAAACCAACAAAAUCUCUGAACAAUUUUGAAGGAUGGUCAUGUAAAAGGAAAGAAAAUAUUCCUGGACCACCAUGCAAUAAUGCAAAUAAGUGUGCUUUAGAUUUCAAACCUCCAGAAUCUAAUUUUACCACUACAAGAUAUCUAGAGACAUGCAGGGAAUGUCCCAAUAAAUAUCCCUGGUUAGGAGAUUCAAAGGGAACUGGAUUAUACAAUGAUAAUUAUAAUCCUGAAAGGAAAUAGAACUUUUAUAAAUUAGACAGAUUAUUAGACAGAGUUUAACCAAUUCUCGUUUGUUGUUGUUUAAAUGAAUGAUACAUAUAAGAAUAAAUUUAAAAAUCUUACAUUUGA